Solea senegalensis (Senegalese sole) is the source of this 19461-nucleotide messenger RNA. Its product is annotated as neuroblast differentiation-associated protein AHNAK-like. Lineage: Eukaryota; Metazoa; Chordata; Actinopteri; Pleuronectiformes; Soleidae. The record is from RefSeq and is a predicted model, not a curated record. The transcript is spliced from 31 exons. Gene Ontology annotation, biological process: regulation of RNA splicing. Gene Ontology annotation, molecular function: protein binding. Gene Ontology annotation, cellular component: nucleus; cytoplasm; costamere.
AGCUCGAUCCAACCCCCAUAUUGCCUACGACCAUCACCACCUGCCUGCCUGUCCCAGCUCUGCCGCCUAGCGCUCCCUGUCCUACAGCCCAGGUGUGGAUUCAUCCUUCGGUGCUUCUGCUUCAUCAGCUCUGUGUCACUGUCGCUGUCACUGCUGCCGCUUCUGCUGCUGCCGCUGACCAUGUGUGAGUGUCUACGUGGAAUAUUCAGAGUUACCUGGACACCUUCCUCCAAUGCAGACUCUGAGAGAGAAGAGGACAGCCAUGUCUUCAGUCAGACCAGAGAUUCUGCAGUAAAAGACAAGUGGCGGUCGCCCCCUUCUAAUAGAUUCCCCACCUGCCCACAACGCAACCCUCACCACAGCAGCUCCGCAGGUGAACAGGAGAGCCCCGAGAGACUGGUGCAGAGGGAGAAGCUUCAUGCUGAGCUGAAACAGGUGUUGAGUCAGAAGAGAAGUCACCUGAGAGAGUUGUCCUGCCAACUGGCCCAACCAGAGAUGGACUCCAAUCCCACAGAGGAACAGACAAGUGCAGACGAAGCCACCAAGUCCAUGGAAAUCGUGGUGGAAACGGAGGCAGAGGCUGGAGCCAGCGGCUACAGUGUGACUGGUGGAGGAGAGAGAGGGAUCUUUGUUAAAGAUGUCCUCAAAGAUUCUCCUGCUGCCAAACAUCUCAGUCUCCAGCAAGGAGACCAGCUGCUGAGUGCAAAGGUCUACUUCGACAAUGUGAGGUAUGAAGAUGCUCUGAAGAUCCUGCAGUGUGCGGAGCCAUAUAAAGUCAGCUUCCUACUGAAGAGGACCAUCCCCAAUUCAGAGGUCAAUGUGCGACCUCGAGUUCCCAGUGUGGAGGUCAAAGGUCCCAAAGCCAAGGUGGCCAAAAUGAGUGUAAAGGGAACCAAGCCAUUCAAAGCCAAGAAGAAAAGAGGUGGACGUUUUGGUCUGAAGAGGCUGAAAGAGAAGCACAAGGAGGAGGUGGUGAUAGAGGGAUCUCCUCCCAGGCUGGAGAAGAGUGAUGUGGAUGUGGAGUUCUCUCUCCCCAAAUUCAAACAGAGGAGGAAUGUAAAGACUGACGCAGAAGGAGAAGUAGGAGAAGCAGCCAUGGGAAAGGCAAAGGGGAAGAUCAGGUUUCCCCAAAUGAAAGCAAAAGGAGGAAAAGUGGAAACAGGACAACUUGAGGGACAGAUGAAUAUUUCUCCAACUGAGAUAAAUGGAGCAAAAGUGAAAACUAAAGAAAAGGGACACAAGUUUGGAAUCACCUAUCCGAAGGCAAAACACACAAAGUCAGGCUCAGCUUUGGAAACUGGAUCUAUGGAGCUGAGGUCACCAGGAGUGAACAUUCAGCCACCAUCUGCAGAGUUUAGAUUGUCUGGUAAUAAAGGCAUGGAUGUGGAGGAAGGGGGGAUUAAGUUAAAUGCCCCUGAUUUACAGUUCCCUUCAGCUGAAGUAUCUUUGCCUGUUGGAAAGGGAAAGGCACAAAUUAAAGCUCCUAAAAUUGACAUCAAAGGAGGAGGUGAUGCAGGUGCGGAAAAAGAAGAUAUAGAUAUGGGCAAAGGAGAUGCAAAGCUCAGAAUGGCGAAAUUGAAAUUACCCAAGGUCAGACUCUCACAUCAUUCUGACGAAAUAGAUGCUAACAUCAAGGUAAAAGCUGAAGGAGUGAAAAUGCCCAGCGUUGAUAUAACACCUCCAAAAGUAGAAAUCAAAGGAGGGAAGAAGACCACUCUCCCUGCAGCUAAUAUCACAAAACCAAAAGUGGAGGGUAAUCUUUCAGUACAUGCUGCAUCUUUUGUAAUACCUUCAGUGAAAGGAAAGUCUGACAUCGACGUCUCGCUCCCAGAGUAUAAAGGAGCUGGGAAGGCCACAAUCCAAAAGCCUACAAUUGACAUCUCAAUGGCUGAAGUUAAUUUGAAAAUGGACACUGGGCAAAGACUGCCUGAUGAGGUGGAGGGCACUCUCAAAGGGCCAAAAAUUCCCAUGCCAAAGGUUGACGUCUCUGUACCCAAGAUGGGAUCACCAGAUGUGACUAUUGAAUGUCCAGAGGGUGGAGGGAAGUUCAAUUUACCUGUUGACAUCUCACUCCCACAGGUGAAAGCAGAGGGUGGAGAUGUCGACAUGGAUUAUUAUAUUGGUGGUGACGGGAAGUUCAAAAUGCCAAAUUUUGACAUAUCUAUCCCAAAGAUGAAGCCAGCAGAAAGAGACAUAAAAAUAGAAGAGAUGAAGGGAGGCAUCAAGUUGCCCAAAACUGAUACUAAAGGGGAAGGAAAAUUUAAAUUACCAUCAUUUGACAUAUCUGUCCCUAAAACAGGGGAGACGGAUGUCAACAUUGUGGGUCCUGAUGUGAAAGGACACAAAUAUGAAAUCACAUCUGACAUUUCUCUGCCGAAAUGCCAAUUUGAGGGAGAAUUUGAAGUAGAAGGGCAUGCUGGGAAAGGAGAGGGCCCCAUGUAUGAGGGUGGAGGUGAGAUCCAGAUGCCAUCUGUGGAUUUAUCUUUGCCAAAAGUGAAGAUGGAGAGUGACAUUGACACUGAGGGUCCAUCUGUAAAAGGAGGGAAGUUGAAAAUGCCCUCACUAGAUGUCCAACUACCAAAGAUUGGGACAUCUGAAGGAAAAGGGGGGAAAUUCAAGGGUGAUGUAAAUUUUGAAGGUUCUGAAGGCAUAGGGGGCAAGAUAAAAGUGCCACAAUUUGAUAUUUCAAUGCCAAAGGUGAAUUUUCCUGAGAGUGAUUUAAAUUUUAAAGGGCCAGACAUCCAAAGCAAAACAAUUGAGAUGCCAGAUAGUGAUAUCUCUCUCCCCACAAUGAAAACAGGGGGGGGCAAUGUUGAUAUUGAAGAACCUGAACUUAAAGGUGACAUUACACUACCCAAAGGAAAAUUAAAGUUCGACCUUGAUAUCAAGGACCCUGAGGGAAAAGGGGGAAAAAUUGAAAUGCCACAAUUGGAUGCAUCAUUGCCAAAAAUGAGUCUCCCAGAGGGUGAUAUCAAAAUUAAAGGCCCUGACAUCAAGGGACAGAAGAUUGAGAUGCCAGACAUUGAUAUUUCACUCCCAAAAAGUAAAGGAAAUAUUGAAAUUGAAGAACAUCAUAUUAAAGGAGGCAAGUUCCAUAUGCCUUCUGUUGACAUAGCUCUUCCUAAAAUGAAACCUAAAGGACCAAAUGUUGAUAUAGAAGGUCCUGGACUCAAAGGGGGAAACAUCAACAUGCCAGACAUUGACCUUUCACUUCCCAAGGGAAAGGCAGAUGUUGACCUCAGUAUUGAAGGUCCUGGGUUAAAAGGAGGAACGUUAAAAAUGCCCAAAUUUGAUGUUUCACUUCCAAAGAUGAACCUGCCAGAGGACACUGUAAAAUUGGAAGGACCUGAUGUUAAAGGAAAGCUGGAAAUGCAGAGUAUUGAUGUUUCACUUCCUAAAGGAAAAGUAAAGGUAGAUGUAGAUAUUGAGGGUCAUGGUGACAAAGGAGGAAGGUUCCACAUGCCCUCAGUUAAUAUCGCUCUCCCCACCAUAAAAACAAAGGGGGGCAAUGUUGAUAUUGGAGGACCUGAACUAAAAGGUGACAUUUCACUGCCAGAGGGAAAUGUUGAGGGUGAGAUAAAUGUUGAAGGCCCUGAGGUAAAAGGGGGCAAAUUUAAAAGGCCGGCAUUGCCAAAAGUAAGUUUGCCAGAGGGUGAUAUUAAAAUGGAAGGCCCAGACAUCAAAGCAAAGAGGAUUGAGAUGCCAGACAUUGAUAUUUUACCACCAUCCAAGUCAAUUAAGUUAAAAGGUGCGGACAUUGAGAAAAAAGUUGCAGAAGCUCCAGAUGCAUCCCUUAAACUUCCCUCCAUUAAAGUACCAACAGUUGACAUCACAGCUCCGAAGGUGAAUUUAGAAUUAGCACUCACAAAACCUAAAGGCGAUGAUGUGGAGGUUGAACUUCUCAAAGCAGGAGGAGCUAGGCCUUCUUCCAUGGGCAGCUUUGAUUUACCGGACGUCUCUCUGAAAAUGCCUAGUUUUACAUUUCCCAGAAUUGGUGGAAAGUCCAAGACUGGUGACUUCAAAUUAUCAGGACAGUGCCCCAAGGGAGACGUUUCCCUCAGCCCUCCACAUGGAGAAGGAGAGGUAAGAACUCCAUUGGUAGAGUUAGAUGGGGGCGGAAAGAUCAAACUGAAAAAACCUAAAAUCAAAAUGCCCUCUUUUGGAAUAAAAUCUCUUCCAAAAGGAAAGAUCGAAGGUCCAGAGGUGGAGCUCAAAGGGGAGGGUGGAAAAUUUAAGAUGCCCGAUCUCAACAUGCCCUCUGUUGAUAUUUCUCUUUCAAAAGGAAAGGUUGAAGGUCCAGAAUUUGACAUUCCUCAAAUAAAAACUCCCGAUGUUGAUAUCACUCUACCUAAAGGAAAGAUCGAAGGUCCAGAGGUGGAGCUCAAGGGCGAGGGUGGAAAAUUUAAGAUGCCCCAUCUCAGCAUGCCCUCUGUUGAUGUUUCUCUUCCAAAAGGGAAAGGGAAGAUUGAAGGUCCAGAAGUCGAACUAGAAAGAGGUAAUAUUGAUGUCUCUCUGCCCAAAGGAAAGAUUGAAUGUCCAGAGGUGGAGCUCAAAGGAGAGGGUCCAGAUGUUGAACUGGAAGGAGGCACUGGAGGAAAAUUCAAAAUGCCUCACAUGAAAAUGCCAAAUUUUGACAUCUCUUUGCCCAAAGGGAAGAUUGAAGGUCCAGAAUUUGACAUGCCUCACAUAAAAACUCCUGAUGUUGAUAUCACUCUGCCUAAAGGAAAGAUUGAAGGUCCAGAGGUUGAACUGGAGGGAGGAACUGGAGGAAAAUUCAAAAUGCCUCAUGUGAAAAUGCCAAAUGUGGACUUGUCUUUGCCCAAAGGAAAACUUGAAGGAAAAUUCAAAAUGCCUCAUGUGAAAAUGCCAAAUGUGGACUUGUCAUUGCCCAAAGGAAAACUUGAAGGUCCAGAAGUCGAACUGGAAGGAGGUACUGGAGGAAAAUUCAAAAUGCCUCACAUGAAAAUGCCAGAUAUUGAUGUUUCUCUGCCCAAAGGAAAGAUUGAAGGUCCAGAAGUCGAGGAGGAACUGGAGGGAGGUACUGGAGGAAAAUUCAAAAUGCCUCAUGUGAAAAUGCCAGAUAUUGAUGUCUCUCUGCCCAAAGGAAAGAUUGAAGGUCCUGAGGUGGAGCUCAAAGGGGAAGGUGGAAAAUUUAAGAUGCCCCAUCUCAGCAUGCCCUCUGUUGAUAUUUCCCUUCCAACGGGAAAGGGGAAGAUUGAAGGUCCAGAGGUUGAACUGGAAGGAGGUACUGGAGGAAAAUUCAAAAUGCCUCACAUGAAAAUGCCAAAUAUUGACAUCUCUUUGCCCAAAGGGAAGAUUGAAGGUCCAGAAUUUGACAUGCCUCACAUAAAAACUCCUGAUGUUGAUAUCACUCUGCCUAAAGGAAAGAUUGAAGGUCCAGAGGUCGAACUGGAGGGAGGAACUGGAGGAAAAUUCAAAAUGCCUCACAUGAAAAUGCCAAAUGUUGACUUGUCUUUGCCCAAAGGAAAACUUGAAGGUCCAGAUGUCGAACUGAAAGGAGGUACUGGAGGAAAAUUCAAAAUGCCUCACAUGAAAAUGCCAGAUAUUGAUGUUUCUCUGCCGAAAGGAAAGAUUGAAGGUCCAGAAGUCGAACUGGAAGGAGGAACUGGAGGAAAAUUCAAAAUGCCUCACAUGAAAAUGCCAAAUAUUGACAUCUCUUUGCCCAAAGGGAAGAUUGAAGGUCCAGAAUUUGACAUGCCUCACAUAAAAACUCCUGAUGUUGAUAUCACUCUGCCUAAAGGAAAGAUUGAAGGUCCAGAGGUCGAACUGGAGGGAGGAACUGGAGGAAAAUUCAAAAUGCCUCAGAUGAAAAUGCCAAAUGUGGACUUCUCUUUGCCCAAAGGAAAAAUUGAAGGUCCAGAAGUCGAGCUGGAAGGAGGAACUGGAGGAAAAUUCAAAAUGCCUCAUGUGAAAAUGCCAGAUAUUGAUGUCACUCUGCCCAAAGGAAAGAUUGAAGGUCCUGAGGUGGAGCUCAAAGGGGAAGGUGGAAAAUUUAAGAUGCCCCAUCUCAGCAUGCCCUCUUUUGAUAUUUCUCUUCCAAAGGGAAAGGGGAAGAUUGAGGGUCCAGAGGAUGGACUGGAAGGAGGUACUGGAGGAAAAUUCAAAAUGCCUCACAUGAAAAUGCCACAUUUUGACAUCUCUUUGCCCAAAGGAAAGAUUGAAGGUCCAGAAUUUGACAUGCCUCACAUAAAAACUCCUGAUGUUGAUAUCACUCUGCCUAAAGGAAAGAUUGAAGGUCCAGAGGUCGAACUGGAGGGAGGAACUGGAGGAAAAUUCAAAAUGCCUCACAUGAAAAUGCCAAAUGUGGACUUCUCUUUGCCCAAAGGAAAAAUUGAAGGUCCAGAAGUCGAACUAGAAGGAGGAACUGGAGGAAAAUUCAAAAUGCCUCAAGUGAAAAUGCCAGAUAUUGAUGUCACUCUGCCCAAAGGAAAGAUUGAAGGUCCUGAGGUGGAGCUCAAAGGGGAAGGUGGAAAAUUUAAGAUGCCCCAUCUCAGCAUGCCCUCUGUUGAUAUUUCUCUUCCAAAGGGAAAGGGGAAGAUUGAAGGUCCAGAUGUUGAACUGGAAGGAGGUACUGGAGGAAAAUUCAAAAUGCCUCACAUGAAAAUGCCAAAUAUUGACAUCUCUUUGCCCAAAGGAAAGAUUGAAGGUCCAGAAUUUGACAUGCCUCAUAUAAAAACUCCCAAUGUUGAUAUCACUCUACCUAAAGGAAAGAUUGAAGGUCCAGAGGUUGAACUGGAUGGAGGAACUGGAGGAAAAUUCAAAAUGCCUCACAUGAAAAUGCCAAAUGUGGACUUCUCUUUGCCCAAAGGAAAAAUUGAAGGUCCAGAUGUCGAACUAGAAGGAGGAACUGGAGGAAAAUUCAAAAUGCCUAAUGUGAAAAUGCCAGAUAUUGAUGUCACUCUGCCCAAAGGAAAGAUUGAAGGUCCUGAGGUAGAGCUCAAAGGGGAAGGUGGAAAAUUUAAGAUGCCCCAUCUCAGCAUGCCCUCUGUUGAUUUUUCUCUUCCAAAGGGAAAGGGGAAGAUUGAAGGUCCAGAGGUUGGACUGGAAGGAGGUACUGGAGGAAAAUUCAAAAUGCCUCACAUGAAAAUGCCAAAUAUAGACAUCUCUUUGCCCAAAGGAAAGAUUGAAGGUCCAGAAUUUGACAUGCCUCAUAUAAAAACUCCCAAUGUUGACAUCACUCUGCCUAAAGGAAAGAUUGAAGGUCCAGAGGUUGAACUGGAGGGAGGAACUGGAGGAAAAUUCAAAAUGCCUCACAUGAAAAUGCCAAAUGUGGACUUCUCUUUGCCCAAAGGAAAAAUUGAAGGUCCAGAUGUCGAACUAGAAGGAGGAACUGGAGGAAAAUUCAAAAUGCCUAAUGUGAAAAUGCCAGAUAUUGAUGUCACUCUGCCCAAAGGAAAGAUUGAAGGUCCUGAGGUGGAGCUCAAAGGGGAAGGUGGAAAAUUUAAGAUGCCCCAUCUCAGCAUGCCCUCUGUUGACAUUUCUCUUCCAAAGGAAAAGGAAGAUCAAGGCCCAGAGGGACUGGAAGGAGGGAAUAUUGAUGUCCACUCACCAAAGGAAAAGAUUGAAGGUCCUGAGUGGAGCUCAAAGGGAAGGGGAAAGGGAAGAUUGAGAAGGUCAGAUGUUGAACUGGAAGGAGGUACUGGAGGAAAAUUCAAAAUGCCUCACAUGAAAAUGCCAAAUAUUGACAUCUCUUUGCCCAAAGGGAAGAUUGAAGGUCCAGAAUUUGACAUGCCUCACAUAAAAACUCCUGAUGUUGAUAUCACUCUGCCUAAAGGAAAGAUUGAAGGUCCAGAGGUCGAACUGGAGGGAGGAACUGGAGGAAAAUUCAAAAUGCCUCAGAUGAAAAUGCCAAAUGUGGACUUCUCUUUGCCCAAAGGAAAAAUUGAAGGUCCAGAAGUCGAGCUGGAAGGAGGAACUGGAGGAAAAUUCAAAAUGCCUCAUGUGAAAAUGCCAGAUCUCAGCAUGCCCUCUGUUGAUAUUUCUCUUCCAAAGGGAAAGGGGAAGAUUGAGGGUCCAGAGGAUGGACUGGAAGGAGGUACUGGAGGAAAAUUCAAAAUGCCUCACAUGAAAAUGCCACAUUUUGACAUCUCUUUGCCCAAAGGAAAGAUUGAAGGUCCAGAAUUUGACAUGCCUCACAUAAAAACUCCUGAUGUUGAUAUCACUCUGCCUAAAGGAAAGAUUGAAGGAAAGGUGAAGAUUGACAUCUCUUUGCCCAAAGGAAAGAUUGAAGUUCCAGAAUUUGACAUGCCUCAUAUAAAAACUCCCAAUGUUGAUAUCACUCUGCCUAAAGGGAAAAUUGAAGGUCCGGAAGUCGAACUGGAAGGAGGUACUGGAGGAAAAUUCAAAAUGCCUCACAUGAAAAUGCCAGAUAUAGAUGUCUCUUUGCCCAAAGGAAAGAUUGAAGGUCCUGAGGUGGAGCUCAAAGGGGAAAGUGGAAAAUUUAAGAUGCCCCAUCUCAGCAUGCCCUCUGUUGAUUUUUCUCUUCCAAAGGGAAAGGGGAAGAUUGAAGGUCCAGAAGUCGAACUGGAAGGAGGGAGUGGAGCAAAUUUCAAAAUGCCUCACAUGAAAAUGACAGAUAUUGAUGUUUCUCUGCCCAAAGGAAAGAUUGAAGGUCCUGAGGUGGAGCUCAAAGGGGAAGGUGGAAAAUUCAAGAUGCCCCAUCUCAGCAUGCCCUCUGUUGACAUUUCUCUUCCAAAGGGAAAGGGGAAGAUUGAAGGUCCAUAUGUUGAACUGGAAGGAGGUUCUGGAGGAAAAUUCAAAAUGCCUCACAUGAAAAUGCCAAAUAUUGACAUCUCUUUGCCCAAAGGAAAGAUUGAAGGUCCAGAAUUUGACAUGCCUCAUAUAAAAACUCCCAAUGUUGAUAUCACUCUGCCUAAAGGAAAGAUUGAAGGUCCAGAGGUUGAACUGGAGGGAGGAACUGGAGGAAAAUUCAAAAUGCCUCACAUGAAAAUGCCAAAUGUGGACUUCUCUUUGCCCAAAGGAAAAAUUGAAGGUCCAGAUGUCGAACUAGAAGGAGGAACUGGAGGAAAAUUCAAAAUGCCUAAUGUGAAAAUGCCAGAUAUUGAUGUCACUCUGCCCAAAGGAAAGAUUGAAGGUCCUGAGGUGGAGCUCAAAGGGGAAGGUGGAAAAUUUAAGAUGCCCCAUCUCAGCAUGCCCUCUGUUGAUAUUUCUCUUCCAAAGGGAAAGGGGAAGAUUGAAGGUCCAGAGGUUGAACUGGAAGGAGGUACUGGAGGAAAAUUCAAAAUGCCUCACAUGAAAAUGCCAAAUAUUGACAUCUCUUUGCCCAAAGGAAAGAUUGAAGGUCCAGAAUUUGACAUGCCUCAUAUAAAAACUCCCAAUGUUGAUAUCACUCUACCUAAAGGAAAGAUUGAAGGUCCAGAGGUUGAACUGGAGGGAGGAACUGGAGGAAAAUUCAAAAUGCCUCACAUGAAAAUGCCAAAUGUGGACUUCUCUUUGCCCAAAGAAAAUUGAAGGUCCAGAAGUUUGAACGAAGGAGGAACUGGAGGAAAAUUCAAAAUGCCUCAUGUGAAAAUGCCAGAUAUUGAUGUCUCUUUGCCCAAAGGAAAGAUUGAAGGUCCAGAGGUGGAGCUCAAAGGGGAAGGUGGAAAAUUUAAGAUGCCCCAUCUCAGCAUGCCCUCUGUUGAUAUUUCUCUUCCAAAGGGAAAGGGGAAGAUUGAAGAUCCAGAGGUUGAACUGGAAGGAGGUACUGGAGGAAAAUUCAAAAUGCCUCACAUGAAAAUGCCAAAUAUUGACAUCUCUUUGCCCAAAGGAAAGAUUGAAGUUCCAGAAUUUGACAUGCCUCAUAUAAAAACUCCCAAUGUUGAUAUCACUCUGCCUAAAGGGAAAAUUGAAGGUCCGGAAGUCGAACUGGAAGGAGGUACUGGAGGAAAAUUCAAAAUGCCUCACAUGAAAAUGCCAGAUAUUGAUGUCUCUUUGCCCAAAGGAAAGAUUAAAGGUCCUGAGGUGGAGCUCAAAGGGGAAAGUGGAAAAUUUAAGAUGCCCCAUCUCAGCAUGCCCUCUGUUGAUUUUUCUCUUCCAAAGGGAAAGGGGAAGAUUGAAGCUCCAGAAGUCGAACUGGAAGGAGGGAGUGGAGGAAAUUUCAAAAUGCCUCACAUGAAAAUGCCAGAUAUUGAUGUUUCUCUGCCCAAAGGAAAGAUUGAAGGUCCUGAGGUGGAGCUCAAAGGGGAAGGUGGAAAAUUCAAGAUGCCCCAUCUCAGCAUGCCCUCUGUUGACAUUUCUCUUCCAAAGGAAAGGGGAAGAUUGAAAGUCCAUAUGAAAGAAAUUGAAGGUCAAGUCGAACUGGAAGGAGGUACUGGAGGAAAAUUCAAAAUGCCUCAUGUGAAAAUGCCAGAUAUUGAUGUCUCUCUGCCCAAAGGAAAGAUUGAAGGUCCUGAGGUGGAGCUCAAAGGGGAAGGUGGAAAAUUUAAGAUGCCCCAUCUCAGCAUGCCCUCUGUUGAUUUUUCUCUUCCAAAGGGAAAGGGGAAGAUUGAAGGUCCAGAUGUUGAACUGGAAGGAGGAACUGGAGGAAAAUUCAAAAUGCCUCACAUGAAAAUGCCAAAUAUUGACAUCUCUUUGCCCAAAGGGAAGAUUGAAGGUCCAGAAUUUGACAUGCCUCACAUAAAAACUCCUGAUGUUGAUAUCACUCUGCCUAAAGGAAAGAUUGAAGGUCCAGAGGUCGAACUGGAGGGAGGAACUGGAGGAAAAUUCAAAAUGCCUCAGAUGAAAAUGCCAAAUGUGGACUUCUCUUUGCCCAAAGGAAAAAUUGAAGGUCCAGAAGUCGAUCUGGAAGGAGGAACUGGAGGAAAAUUCAAAAUGCCUCAUGUGAAAAUGCCAGAUAUUGAUGUCACUCUGCCCAAAGGAAAGAUUGAAGGUCCUGAGGUGGAGCUCAAAGGGGAAGGUGGAAAAUUUAAGAUGCCCCAUCUCAGCAUGCCCUCUUUUGAUAUUUCUCUUCCAAAGGGAAAGGGGAAGAUUGAGGGUCCAGAGGAUGGACUGGAAGGAGGUACUGGAGGAAAAUUCAAAAUGCCUCACAUGAAAAUGCCACAUUUUGACAUCUCUAUGCCCAAAGGAAAGAUUGAAGGUCCAGAAUUUGACAUGCCUCACAUAAAAACUCCUGAUGUUGAUAUCACUCUGCCUAAAGGAAAGAUUGAAGGAAAAAUUGAAGGUCCAGAAGUCGAACUGGAAGUAGGUACUAGAGGGAAAUUCAAAAUGCCUCAUGUGAAAAUGCCAGAUAUUGAUGUCUCUCUGCCCAAAGGAAAGAUUGAAGGUCCAGAGGUGGAGCUCAAAGGGGAAGGUGGAAAAUUUAAGAUGCCCCAUCUCAGCAUGCCCUCUGUUGAUAUUUCUCUUCCAAAGGGAAAGGGGAAGAUUGAAGGUCCAGAGGUUGAACUGGAAGGAGGUGAAAGAUUAAAGGUCCUGAGGUGGAGCUUCAAGGGGAAAGUGGAAAUCGAAGAUGCCCCAUCUCAGCAUGCUCUCUCUCUGUUGGAUUUUUUCUCUUCCAGGAAAAUUGAAGGUCCGGAAGUCGAACUGGAAGGAGGAAAGAUUGAAGGUCCUGAGGUGGAGCUCAAAGGGGAAGGUGGAAAAUUUAAGAUGCCCCAUCUCAGCAUGCCCUCUGUUGAUAUUUCCCUUCCAACGGGAAAGGGGAAGAUUGAAGGUCCAGAGGGGAAGAUUGAAGGUCCAGAAGUAGAACUGGAAGGAGGUAGUGGAGGAAAUUUCAAAAUGCCUCACAUGAAAAUGCCAGAUAUUGAUGUUUCUCUGCCCAAAGGAAAUAUUGAAGGUCCUGAGGUGGAGCUCAAAGGGGAAGGUGGAAAAUUCAAGAUGCCCCAUCUCAGCAUGCCCUCUGUUGAUAUUUCUCUUCCAAAGGGAAAGGGGCAGAUUGAAGGUCCAGAGGUUGAACUGGAAGGAGGUACUGGAGGAAAAUUCAAAAUGCCUCACAUGAAAAUGCCAAAUAUUGACAUCUCUUUGCCCAAAGGAAAGAUUGAAGGUCCAGAAUUUGACAUGCCUCAUAUAAAAACUCCCAAUGUUGAUAUCACUCUACCUAAAGGAAAGAUUGAAGGUCCAGAGGUUGAACUGGAGGGAGGAACUGGAGGAAAAUUCAAAAUGCCUCACAUGAAAAUGCCAAAUGUGGACUUCUCUUUGCCCAAAGGAAAAAUUGAAGGUCCAGAUGUUGAACUUGAAGGAGGAACUGGAGGAAAAUUCAAAAUGCCUCAUGUGAAAAUGCCAGAUAUUGAUGUCACUCUGCCCAAAGGAAAGAUUGAAGGUCCUGAGGUGGAGCUCAAAGGGGAAGGUGGAAAAUUUAAGAUGCCCCAUCUCAGCAUGCCCUCUGUUGACUACUCUUCCAAAGGGAGAUUGAAGAUUGACAUCUCUUUGCCCAAAGGGAAGAUUGAAGGUCCAGAAUUUGACAUGCCUCACAUAAAAACUCCUGAUGUUGAUAUCACUCUGCCUAAAGGAAAGAUUGAAGGUCCAGAGGUCGAACUGGAGGGAGGAACUGGAGGAAAAUUCAAAAUGCCUCAGAUGAAAAUGCCAAAUGUGGACUUCUCUUUGCCCAAAGGAAAAAUUGAAGGUCCAGAAGUCGAACUGGAAGGAGGAACUGGAGGAAAAUUCAAAAUGCCUCAUGUGAAAAUGCCAGAUAUUGAUGUCACUCUGCCCAAAGGAAAGAUUGAAGGUCCUGAGGUGGAGCUCAAAGGGGAAGGUGGAAAAUUUAAGAUGCCCCAUCUCAGCAUGCCCUCUUUUGAUAUUUCUCUUCCAAAGGGAAAGGGGAAGAUUGAGGGUCCAGAGGAUGGACUGGAAGGAGGUACUGGAGGAAAAUUCAAAAUGCCUCACAUGAAAAUGCCACAUUUUGACAUCUCUUUGCCCAAAGGAAAGAUUGAAGGUCCAGAAUUUGACAUGCCUCACAUAAAAACUCCUGAUGUUGAUAUCACUCUGCCUAAAGGAAAGAUUGAAGGUCCAGAGGUCGAACUGGAGGGAGGAACUGGAGGAAAAUUCAAAAUGCCUCACAUGAAAAUGCCAAAUGUGGACUUCUCUUUGCCCAAAGGAAAGAUUGAAGGUCCAGAAUUUGACAUGCCUCAUAUAAAAACUCCAAAUGUUGACAUCACUCUGCCUAAAGGAAAGAUUGAAGGUCAAGUUGAACUAGAAGGAGGAACUGGAGGAAAAUUCAAAAUGCCUCAUGUGAAAAUGCCAGAUAUUGAUGUCUCUUUGCCCAAAGGAAAGAUUGAAGGUCCAGAGGUGGAGCUCAAAGGGGAAGGUGGAAAAUUUAAGAUGCCCCAUCUCAGCAUGCCCUCUGUUGAUAUUUCUCUUCCAAAGGGAAAGGGGAAGAUUGAAGAUCCAGAGGUUGAACUGGAAGGAGGUACUGGAGGAAAAUUCAAAAUGCCUCACAUGAAAAUGCCAAAUAUUGACAUCUCUUUGCCCAAAGGAAAGAUUGAAGUUCCAGAAUUUGACAUGCCUCAUAUAAAAACUCCCAAUGUUGAUAUCACUCUGCCUAAAGGGAAAAUUGAAGGUCCGGAAGUCGAACUGGAAGGAGGUACUGGAGGAAAAUUCAAAAUGCCUCACAUGAAAAUGCCAGAUAUUGAUGUCUCUUUGCCCAAAGGAAAAAUUGAAGGUCCUGAGGUGGAGCUCAAAGGGGAAAGUGGAAAAUUUAAGAUGCCCCAUCUCAGCAUGCCCUCUGUUGAUUUUUCUCUUCCAAAGGGAAAGGGGAAGAUUGAAGGUCCAGAAGUCGAACUGGAAGGAGGGAGUGGAGGAAAUUUCAAAAUGCCUCACAUGAAAAUGCCAGAUAUUGAUGUUUCUCUGCCCAAAGGAAAGAUUGAAGGUCCUGAGGUGGAGCUCAAAGGGGAAGGUGGAAAAUUCAAGAUGCCCCAUCUCAGCAUGCCCUCUGUUGACAUUUCUCUUCCAAAGGGAAAGGGAAAGAUUGAAGGUCCAUAUGUUGAACUGGAAGGAGAAUUUGACAUGCCUCAUAUAAAAACUCCCAAUGUUGAUAUCACUCUACCUAAAGGAAAGAUUGAAGGUCCAGAGGUUGAACUGGAGGGAGGAACUGGAGGAAUUGACAUCUCUUUGCCCAAAGGAAAGAUUGAAGGUCCAGAAUUUGACAUGCCUCAUAUAAAAACUCCCAAUGUUGAUAUCACUCUACCUAAAGGAAAGAUUGAAGGUCCAGAGGUUGAACUGGAGGGAGGAACUGGAGGAAAAUUCAAAAUGCCUCACAUGAAAAUGCCAAAUGUGGACUUCUCUUUGCCCAAAGGAAAAAUUGAAGGUCCAGAAGUUGAACUAGAAGGAGGAACUGGAGGAAAAUUCAAAAUGCCUCAUGUGAAAAUGCCAGAUAUUGAUGUCUCUUUGCCCAAAGGAAAGAUUGAAGGUCCAGAGGUGGAGCUCAAAGGGGAAGGUGGAAAAUUUAAGAUGCCCCAUCUCAGCAUGCCCUCUGUUGAUAUUUCUCUUCCAAAGGGAAAGGGGAAGAUUGAAGAUCCAGAGGUUGAACUGGAAGGAGGUACUGGAGGAAAAUUCCAAAUGCCUCACAUGAAAAUGCCAAAUAUUGACAUCUCUUUGCCCAAAGGAAAGAUUGAAGUUCCAGAAUUUGACAUGCCUCAUAUAAAAACUCCCAAUGUUGAUAUCACUCUGCCUAAAGGGAAAAUUGAAGGUCCGGAAGUCGAACUGGAAGGAGGUACUGGAGGAAAAUUCAAAAUGCCUCACAUGAAAAUGCCAGAUAUUGAUGUCUCUUUGCCCAAAGGAAAGAUUAAAGGUCCUGAGGUGGAGCUCAAAGGGGAAAGUGGAAAAUUUAAGAUGCCCCAUCUCAGCAUGCCCUCUGUUGAUUUUUCUCUUCCAAAGGGAAAGGGGAAGAUUGAAGAUAUUGAUGUUUCUCUGCCCAAAGGAAAGAUUGAAGGUCCUGAGGUGGAGCUCAAAGGGGAAGGUGGAAAAUUCAAGAUGCCCCAUCUCAGCAUGCCCUCUGUUGAUAUUUCUCUUCCAAAGGGAAAGGGGAAGAUUGAAGGUCCAUAUGUUGAACUGGAAGGAGGUUCUGGAGGAAAAUUCAAAAUGCCUCACAUGAAAAUGCCACAUAUUGACAUCUCUUUGCCCAAAGGAAAGAUUGAAGGUCCAGAAUUUGACAUGCCUCAUAUAAAAACUCCCAAUGUUGAUAUCACUCUGCCUAAAGGAAAGAUUGAAGGUCCAGAGGUUGAACUGGAGGGAGGAACUGGAGGAAAAUUCAAAAUGCCUCACAUGAAAAUGCCAAAUGUGGACUUCUCUUUGCCCAAAGGAAAGAUUGAAGGUCCAGAAGAACUAGAAGGAGGAACUGGAGGAAAAUUCAAAAUGCCUCAUUUGAAAAUGCCAUAUAUUGAUUUCUCUUUGCCCAAAGGAAAGAUUGAAGGUCCAGAGGUGGAGCUCAAAGGGGAAGGUGGAAAAUUUAAGAUGCCCCAUCUCAGCAUGCCCUCUGUUGAUUUUUCUCUUCCAAAGGGAAAGGGGAAGAUUGAAGGUCCAGAUGUUGAACUGGAGGGAGGAACAGGAGGAAAAUUCAAAAUGCCUCAUGUGAAAAUGCCAGAUAUUGAUGUCUCUCUGCCCAAAGGAAAGAUUGAAGGUCCAGAGGUGGAGCUCAAAGGGGAAGGUGGAAAAUUUAAGAUGCCCCAUCUCAGCAUGCCCUCUGUUGAUAUUUCUCUUCCAAAGGGAAAGGGGAAGAUUGAGGGUCCAGAGGAUGGACUGGAAGGAGGUACUGGAGGAAAAUUCAAAAUGCCUCACAUGAAAAUGCCACAUUUUGACAUCUCUUUGCCCAAAGGAAAGAUUGAAGGUCCAGAGGUUGAACUGGACGGAGGAACUGGAGGACAAUUCAAAAUGCCUCACAUGAAAAUGCCAAAUGUGGACUUCUCUUUGCCCAAAGGAAAAAUUGAAGGUCCAGAAGUUGAACUAGAAGGAGGAACUGGAGGAAAAUUCAAAAUGCCUCAUGUGAAAAUGCCAGAUAUUGAUGUCUCUCUGCCCAAAGGAAAGAUUGAAGGUCCAGAGGUGGAGCUCAAAGGGGAAGGUGGAAAAUUUAAGAUGCCCCAUCUCAGCAUGCCCUCUGUUGAUUUUUCUCUUCCAAAGGGAAAGGGGAAGAUUGAAGGUCCAGAAGUCCAACUGGAAGGAGGGAGUGGAGGAAAUUUCAAAAUGCCUCACAUGAAAAUGCCAGAUAUUGAUGUUUCUCUGCCCAAAGGAAAGAUUGAAGGUCCUGAGGUGGAGCUCAAAGGGGAAGGUGGAAAAUUCAAGAUGCCCCAUCUCAGCAUGCCCUCUGUUGACAUUUCUCUUCCAAAGGCAAAAGGGAAGAUUGAAGGUCCAGAGGUUGAACUAGAAGGAGGUACUGGAGAAAAAUUCAAAAGGCCUCACAUGAAAAUGCCAAAUAUUAACAUCGCUUUGCCCAAAGGAAAGAUUGAAGGUCCAGAAUUUGACAUGCCUCAUAUCAAAACUCCCAGUGUUGACAUCGCUUUGGCCAAAGGAAAGAUUGAAGGUCCAGCAUUUGAAAUGCCUCAGAUAAAAACUCGGGAUGUUGAUAUCACUCUGCCUGAACAAGAGAUAGACAUUCACAGGGAAGCUGACUUGCAUGUUAAGGGAGAACACAAAGGUAUGAAAUUUAAAAUGCCAUUAAUAGAUAUCAAAGGUCCACAUGGAGAUGUGGAGCUUGAUUUAGGACUUUAUAGGGGAGAUGACAAAAAGGACAAGAAAAAACUUGAACACCCCGACCUGCCUCUCAACACAACAGGAGCAUAUAGCAAAGUGAAAGGGCCUAAAGUCAAAGGAACAAAAUUCAACAUCGGAAUGCCAAAAAUGAAAACUGGCAAAGAUCUAUUAGCAGAAGCCAAAAUGAGCAAUGAGGAGUUAGGUGUUAAAAAUCACAAUGGACAGAAAGAGGACAAAGAUCAUAUUAACAUUGUAGUGCCAGAGGUUACGUUACCACAUGUUAGUGUAAAAACCAAACAAAGGUCAGCUAACCUAGAAACAAGAGGAGAAGUUCCAGAAGUCCCCAGGAUUCCAGACAUAGACUUUGAUAUUGGUCCAUCACAAGAUGAAGAAUAUGACAAAACAGAAAAAGGCAACAAAAUCAAAAUUCCAAAGUUUGGCGUUCCAUUACCUUCCAUUUCCUCACCUGAAGGAAGAAUGUUUGGGCCAGAGGUUCGGUAUGAGGGCCCCAAAAUGCCAAAAGUAAAGAAAGCAGUUUUUGUCUUGGUCAAUCCUUCCCAAUCAGAUGAAACUUCUCCAUACACAAGAUUUUUAGAGGAGCAGACAACAGCCGGGUAUGAUUCAGAGGAUGUCAAAGUGAAGUUACCCAAAAUAAAAAUGAAGCCAGACUUUAGGAAGGCCAAAGAUAAGUCAGCUGGUGUGAGCACAGAGAUAGAGUGGGGAGGAAAGGAGAAGUCACAGGGAGUGUCAUUUUAUUCUGACAAAUCUAAGCCAUUUGAUGUCAGUCUCAAGGGAGAAGAUUCAAGACUUAAAGAUGCAAUUCCUCACAAGGACUCAUGGGACAAUAAAGGGACAUUCAGUGGUAAUAUCAAACUUCCAAAGGUGGAGUUCACCAGUCCAUAUGGCAAGAUGGCUGCUGAGGAGGAGGAGACUGAAAUGAGAGUGAAACUAGAAAAGGGUUCAUCAACAGCAGAAGUGGGAGGAGAUGCAAAAGAGCUUACAUUGAAAUCAGACAAGGCAGCUUUUGCUGGUUUAACCAGUGAGUCUUCGAUGGAUGUGGUGUCAUCUCAUGCCAGAACAGAGAUGUUGGAUAGGGACAGUUCGGAAUCCCCUGAAGGUUCUGCAAUGGAGUUCAGGUCAACUGAGGUCCGGGUUUGGAGUGAGAUGGAGAGCACAGAGUCUGAAGAUAGAGAGUUUUCUUCCUGGUUUAAGGCCCCUAAAUUCCUUAAGCCACACUCCACAGGCUUCCUCCAGAUAACCCCAGAGGGUUCUCCUCAGGCCCAGCGGGAGGGGGAGGUGGGAGGUGUGGACGAUGUCGUGGGAUCCUUCUGCUUCCACAGCUCAGGGCUCGACUUCACCACACUGGCAACAUCAGAGGAGCACCAAGAGUCUGCUACGGAGGUGGGAAGUGUCACCACUAUGACCAAGACCACCAGAAUCACCAAGCACAUGGUUACCACAGAAACACGAACAGGGGAAUCUUCGACAACCAAAACAACAACUCGGCAGGAGCCUAACUACUGAGGAUGCUGUAAUAAUGUCUGUUAUGUCUUCUUUGUUUUUCUUUGAUGAGGUUGCAGUGUUUUUGUAAGCUAAGCCUCCUGUCUUCAUAUUCUGUGAGUUAAAGUAUGAACAUGAUGAACAGCAAUGGUAUUUCAUUGACCAGCAAUAUCAUCAUAAUCAUAGCAACUAGUUAUGUAUACUUCCCUCUUUCAUUUUAAAUGUUUUUGUUACUGUUCUUUAAUUUGUGUCUUGUUUAGACCGGCAUAUUUAUCAGGUUGUGUUUGUUUUUAAAAGUUUGAUGCUGAAUGUCAACAUUAUUUAUUGUUGUUUGUGUGACAUUGAAAUAUGCUGGAAAGAUUCAUUUACAGCUUCAUGGAUUUGACCAUGAUUUUAUGGUGAGGUCAUUUAAGUAAUUUGAAACCUCAACAGUACAGGCCAGACAAAUAUUGAUGUAAAUACAAAUAUAGUUUAUGAUAUGCUUUAAGAGUAGUAGCCUUUCCAUCUGAUUUGUACUAAUUUUGAUAUUCACCAAAGUCAGGAGUAGAAAUUACAUAUAUAUUUUAUGAUUUUUUUUUUUAAGCAUUUAUUGUAGUUGGUGCUUUUAUUCAGAGAUUGUUGCAGGUUGUACUCCAUCUACUGUGGAGAUCAAACCUGUGACCAUAUGGUUACAGGUUGAAGGAUUCAACCUGCUGCUAAUCUCAUUUAUAAUAAUGUUUUUACUGUAUACUGCCAGAAAACAACACCACUGUAUAUUUUGUGAUGACUGAGGCUUUGGCCUCAAGAUAAAGAUGCUGAGUGAUGCUGAUGUUUUCAUGGCGUGUUUGAACACACUGAUAGCAGGCAGGGAAGAAUGUAUGGCUGCUGUUUGAAAGUUAAAACCAUCAACCUUUUUUUUUCUUGGCUGCUACAAUGACACACUGAUGAAGGUGUGGCGAGUCUCGAGCUUGUUCACCAUCAUGUAAAUAACAGAAAGAGAAAGUAGAUAUGAAGUAAGUAGAAAGAGUGAAAUCGUAUGAUAAAAUGCAUGAAGACGUUCUGACAAAGCCACUCUGUAUUUUAUGCAUUAACAUAAAAUGCUUCACCUUUAGCAGGUGAGAAAUAGAUUUUUUUUUGUUAAAGCUGGGAAGAGAGUAAAGACAGUAGUGAUACUUCAUGAUAACACAGAGUAGCCUCUAGGUUUUCUUUUAAUUUUCUGAUUUAAUCAUGUGCAUUUAUUUCAAAUAAUAAGAGGAUUUCACUGCUAAGUGGUUUUGUCAAAGAAUGUGCUGGAAAGAAUGUUGGUUAAUAUGUUAUAUCAAUAAAAUAAUAUUUCCAAAUGAAAAA